CACAACAUCAACAACAUCAACAACAUCAACAACAUCAACAACAACAACAACAUCAACAACACCAUCAACAUCAACAACAUCAUCAACAUCAACAACAUCAACAACAUCAACAACACAUCAACAACAUCAACAACAUCAUCAACAUCAACAACAUCAACAACAUCAUCCAACAUCAACAACAUCAACAACAUCAACAACAUCAUCACCAUCAACAACAUCAACAACAUCAACAACAUCAACAAUAUCAACAACAUCAACAACACCAUCAACAUCAACAACAUCAUCAACAUCAACAACAUCAACAACAUCAACAACAUCAACAACAUCAACAACAUCAACACCAUCAACAACAUCAACAACAUCAACAACAUCAACAACAUCAACAACAUCAACAACACAAUCAACAUCAACAUCAUCAACAUCAACAACAUCAACAACAUCAACACCAUCAACAACAUCAACAACAUCAACAACAUCAACAACAUCAACACCAUCAACAACAUCAACACCAUCAACAACAUCAACAACAUCAACACCAUCAACAACAUCAACACCAUCAACACCAUCAACAACAUCAACACCAUCAACAACAUCAACAACAUCAACAACAUCAACAACAUCAACAACAUCAACAACACCAUCAACAUCAACAACAUCAACAACAUCAACAACAUCAACAACAUCAACAACAUCAACAACAUCAACAACAUCAACAACAUCAACAACAUCAACAACAUCAACAAU
Molecule: messenger RNA, 744 nt
Organism: Cherax quadricarinatus
Lineage: Eukaryota; Metazoa; Arthropoda; Malacostraca; Decapoda; Parastacidae
Source: RefSeq, a predicted model, not a curated record